Molecule: messenger RNA, 1770 nt
Organism: Paramecium octaurelia
Lineage: Eukaryota; Ciliophora; Oligohymenophorea; Peniculida; Parameciidae
Source: the annotation of a GenBank genome assembly
AUGACAAAUUUAAAGUUCUGCAAUUAAGUAUAAUUAAUGGUUACUAUCAUCUAAGUUCAAAGUAGUGAAGAGAUGUUCUUAAUUUUCAAUCUUUAGGUAUAUUUAUAACUAAAUAGGGUGCAUGGUAAAUGAAAUAUUUAAACUUGUAGGAAUCACUGGAUUUAUCAGAAAUGCGAUGGCAAACUGCUUUUAUUUUUAAGUAUAUACAAAAUCAUCCUAUUCUUUCUUAGAUUAAGUUCAAUAAGAUCAGCAGAUAUUAUCACAAUUAUUUCCAAUAAGCAAACAAAAUUUCAAAUUAGUAGUAAUAAAUGUAAAUUAUACAUCAAGUUGAGCAAUUUACCUAAGCCUUUGUUUUACUAAAUAAUAUAAUCUGAUGAAGCUUUUUUAAAAAAGAACAUGAUCAACAAAGAAGAAGUAUUUAAUGAGCAGUACUCAUGUUUCGAUGAGUCAGAUAUCGAAAUGGAAUAAGAGCCAGAAAUUGAUCUAGCCAAUUAAUCAUUAGACCUUUCAGGCAUCGAUAAUAAUAACAAUAAUGUAUCUCCAAUAAAGAAGGCCAAUUUUGAAGAUGAUAAAAUUAAUCACUAAAAGUUAAUCUUAGAUUAUUUGGAUCAUUUUUGUCCUCAAACAGAGGACUAAUAUUAUAAAUGGUUGAUAAGUGAAAAAGUAAUUCAUUAUCUCCAACAAUCAUUGCACAUCAACUUAUGGUUCAAUAAGUUGGAUUUGGAAGAAAAGUUUGUUUGGUAGUAAACAAACACUAAUUCCUUUGUGAAAAGAAGGUUUUAAUUGAUUGAAAAUAAAUUGCUUAUUCUUUUGGGAUCAGAAACUUAGGAUAUAAUUGGUAUUUAAUUCUAUAAUUAUUAGAACUUAUCCCGUUAGCAUAUUCAAAAAUACAAGAAGCUCCAAAACAACAAUAUGUCAAUAAAUUUGGAAUUUUUAUUAAAUGUGAUAGAUUGAAGAUAGAUGUCCAAUUGUUUUUUGAUACUCUAAUAGAAUUGCAUCAACUUUAUUGUCCUUAUACUUAGAAAUAUGAAAUUCUAAAUAAAACUAACAAAUCACGCAUUGAAUGUGUUAACAAAACUUUGGGAUUAAAAUUAUCAAUCCAACAAUUCAAAUUGGAUAAUAAUUCUAUUUCGAAUUUAAUUAUUCAUGAUUCAUUGUCAAAUUUCAAAGGUGUAAUCAAAUGUCAUGAAAUCCAAUUUGAAAAUACCACAAACAUAAACUAAAUAUGUGAGAAUAUCCCAUUUACUUUGGAUGAAUAUCUAUCAUAAAUAAAACAAUUAAGUGGUAAUUCAAUUAUAAUAUAUUAGAAUUCCAAAUAAGAUUGAUAGCCAAAUAAUUGCUAGUCAUCUUUAACUAUAUCCAUUUAAUGGGAGUGAUAAUAGUUUGCUUGAAUCCAAAUUAAAUUGGGGUAAUUCCAAAUAAAUAAGAGCCUGAUUCAAUCGAAAAGAUCGCAAUUUGCAACUUCUGCUAUUCUUUUUACCAAUUUAAACUGUACAAUAAACAACAAUUAUCCGAAUUUGCUGCUCCUGAAGCAAGCACAGGAUAAUAGUUUGAUGAAUUAGUCGAUUCCUAUUUAUUAUACAAAUUAUUGAUGUACAUAAUAAGAGGAUAACAAUUAUCUCCAAAUUUUAAGGAUUUUUUGAGUAAAUUGGAGAAGAGAAUUACAAUCGAAAAAGCCCUAUAACAUGAUGUAUUUAAAGAUGAAACAAUAACCACAAAAGCGAUUGAAAACAUGGUUAUAUUAAAGAAUUGAUAAUUAAAAUGAAUAAA